Molecule: messenger RNA, 1661 nt
Organism: Fonticula alba
Lineage: Eukaryota; Rotosphaerida; Fonticulaceae
Exons: 3
Coding region: 185-1414 (409 amino acids)
Source: RefSeq, a predicted model, not a curated record
UGCGCCGGCGGCGCCAGGCCAUUGAUCUGCGUGGGGUUCCCUGUCUGGCGUCCGACUGACGAGCGUGGCUCCCGGCGGCCGGGCGCAGGAGGUGGGGUUGCGCCUGGCGGGGAGGGCCCUGCGAGCGCGCGUGACCCGGCUGCUGGAUGUCAAGCUGGCGCCCCGGCGCUCGGGGCUCCUCUUGAUGGACCACACGCGGGCCCUUGUGCAUGUCAGCUCCCCGGAUUUGGCGUAUCGGGUGGUGGAUCCGCCGCUGACGGUGUCGCUGCAGGUGCCGCGGCUGGCCGAGCCCAUCCGCCUGCCGGCGGUCAACAAGCCCGGCUCGCUGGCGAUGGCCAACCGGCAGGUGCUGCUUUCGGAGCGGACCAUGAACGGGCUUCGGCCGUACUUCCUGCAGGACGAGAUGGAUGUGCUGUUCAACGGCAAGUUCCAGAUGACCGGGCGCGGCAAGUCCGGGAUCCGGCGCAACCAGGCGGUCCUCGGGGAGAGCCUGCGCUGGCCGGUCAUGGACACGAUUUUCCUGACGCCCGACCGGACGCCGGACGUGUGGUCGGCCUUCUGCCAGGUCACCUGGGCCGGGGACGGCAAGCCGCCAGCGCUGGACGUCCAGCAGCUGGAGGACCUCCUCUUCCGGACCCUUCCCCGGUCCCCGUGCUCGGACCAGACGUACCGCGGGGUGCCGGGCUACCCGGAGAUGGGCUUCACCCUGACCAACAUGCUGACGGCGGAUAAUGUGAGCAUUAUGAUCGGGACCGUGGCCGCGGGGCUGACGCGCGUGUCCUUCGACACCUCGGGCAGCGGGAUAGCGGUGGCCCUGCCGCCGGCGGCCAUGCUGCUUGCCGGCCGGCGGACACUGCUGCUGGAGCUGGCCUUCGUGCGGUCCAAGUCGCCGCUGUACUCGGGGCUGAUGCUGCCGCGGGAGGUUUUCCAGCUGCUGUUCGAGACGCUUGGCGAGGCGGCCCUGCCGGAGUGCCUGUUCUUCCAGCUCCAUGGGCGGACCUUUUUCGCGAGGCCGGCCGACGCGCACGACGCCCCGCGAGCCAUACGCCUGUGCGAGGAUUUCCGGCACUUCGUCACGGAUGUCUCGGGGCCGGCGCUGCCCUGGGUGCGCCUGCGCACCCCGGUCCGCCUGGGCAUGGUGCACUUGCGCGUGGCCCCGGCCGGCGGCAUGGCGCGGCCGGCGACCACCAGCCUCACCGAGGGGGACCUGCAUGCGGCCCUGGGCCGGGUGUUCCCGGACUCGGUUGUGGUGCUGCUCGAGGCCCGGGCCCUGGUGGUCGAGGGGCUGGUCCUCACGCCGGAGCUGCUGCUGGACACCAAUGAGCAGGAAAUCCCCUGUGGUCUUCUCUGCCCGGAGGCGACGCGGGUGGUCUUCCACUUGAAGGCCGUGACGCUGGGCCGGGCCGCCGACUGAGGAUGCUGCCCGGGCACAUGCCACCGUGUGGCCGGGGGCGCCGGGCUCGGCCGGCCGGCCGGCCGGCGGGCAGCCCUUCGAGCGCACCCUGGGCGGCGCCGCACAUACAACACACCCAUGGAAGCAAAGGGGUCCCCGCAAAGGGCAGAGGCAAGGCCCCCGGGCGCGUCGGGGCCGCGAGGCGAGAGCCGCCCCGGCCAGGAGUGGGGGCCGAGCGCGCGAGCCGGUGCCGGGCCGGGGGGGGGGG